ACUCAUAUCCUGAAAAUCAGCUCACUAAGUAGUAGUGUGAUGGCCCCGGUCUCCUGAUUUCGGCUAAUCAAAGUUAUCUGCCACAUUCGAGCAAGAUGACAAGUCGGCAGCAGGAAGAAAACUUUGCAUUACUUUCUUUUUUCAUGAUAUUCAUCAGCUUUUGUUUCAUGCCACUUCCGACACGAUGUGAAGAGAAAAAUAUGGAGGUACCGAGGCCUAAGGUCUUCAUAAAAAAGUCUAAUCAUUAUGAAAUAAUUACACCACUUCUACUUCAAGGAAAAGAAUACCAGUCAGCAGAAUUGAGCUAUCCCCCAUUUCUGAAGUUAUUGAUUGAGGCUGAAGGCGAACAGCUGCUCCUGACUCUGGAGAAAAAUGAGGGACUUCUUUCCAGCCAUUAUACUGAAAGACACUACAUGGAGGAUGGAAGAGCUAUCACUGUGAAUCGGAAUUCUACGGUGCACUGCUACUACCAUGGGACCGUCCAAGGCCAUGCAUAUUCUGCCGUUAGCCUCAGUACCUGUUCUGGAUUCAGGGGAUUCAUCUCACUUGAAAAUAAUUCUUUUAUACUGGAACCAGUUAAAGGUGCUGCAAAUGGUUCACACUUGAUCUACAGGGCUGAACAGCUGAAGUUUUCUCAAGGGACUUGUGGACACAAUUUUAACAUUUCAGAUGCAUUUCCAGAAAGAAGCAAAACAGUCAUCAAUAUGUUUUCUAGCAGGUACAAGAGGGACAUUAAAAAGACAACAAAAUAUGUGGAACUGGUUAUUAUAGCCGACAACCGAGAGUUUCAGAGGCAUGGAAAAGAUGUUGAAACAGUUAAACAACGUUUGAUUGAGAUUGCCAAUUAUGUGGAUAAGUUUUAUAGACCUUUGGAUAUCCGAGUUGCACUUGUUGGACUUGAAGUUUGGAGUGACAUGGAUAAAUGUUCGAUUACACAGGAUCCUUUUACUACACUGCAUGAAUUCCUAGACUGGAGAAAGAAUAAACUACUGCCACAGAAACCUCAUGACAAUGCUCAGCUAGUCAGUGGAAUCUACUUCCAAGGGACCACCAUUGGCAUGGCUCCUAUAAUGAGCAUGUGCACUACAGAGCAAUCAGGCGGAAUUGUUAUGGAUCACUCAGAUAAUCCUCUAGGUGCAGCAGUAACACUUGCACAUGAAUUGGGACACAACUUUGGUAUGAACCAUGACACCCCUGAAAGAGGAUGCAGCUGCCGGGCAACUCCAAAUAAAGGAGGAUGCAUCAUGGCUCCCUCUACUGGGUUCCCUUUCCCUACAGUGUUCAGCAGCUGCAGUAAAAAAGACCUUGAAGUGAGUCUUCAGAAGGGAGUGGGCAUGUGCCUGUUCAACAUGCCGGAAAUCAAAGUACUUUAUGGAGGCCAAAAAUGUGGAAAUGGCUAUGUCGAAGCAGGAGAGGAGUGUGACUGCGGUGAGCUAGAUGAAUGUACAAACCCUUGCUGUAAUGCCACCACUUGCACUUUGAAGAUGGAUGCAGUUUGUGCACAUGGUCAAUGCUGUGAUGCUUGUAAGCUGAAACCAGCAGGUACUCCAUGCAGGGAAUCCAGUAAUGCAUGUGAUCUUCCUGAAUUUUGCACAGGAGCCAGCCCACACUGUCCUGCAAAUGUCUACUUACAUGAUGGCCAUUCAUGCCACAUGAUUGAUGGGUACUGUUAUAAUGGAAUCUGUCAGACCCAUGAGCAGCAAUGCAUAACACUCUGGGGACAGGGUGCUAAGCCGGCUCCUGGGAUCUGUUUUGAAAGAGUAAACUCUGCAGGUGACCCAUAUGGAAACUGUGGGAAGAACUCCAAGGGAUCAUUUAUGAAAUGCGAAACGCAGGAUGCCAAGUGCGGAAAAAUUCAAUGUCAAGGUGGAGCCAACCGUCCAGUAAUUGGCACAAAUGCUGUUUCCAUAGAAACCAACAUUCCCUUACAAGAAGGUGGACGAAUCUUAUGCCGUGGCACACAUGUCUAUUUGGGCGAUGACAUGCCUGAUCCUGGACUUGUGCUUACCGGCACUAAGUGUGGAGAGAGUAUGAUGUGUCUUAAUCGUCAGUGCCAAAAUGUCAGCGUAUUUGGAGUUCAUGAGUGUGCUUCAAAGUGUAACAGUCAUGGGGUGUGUAACAAUAACAAGAACUGCCACUGUGAAGCUGAAUGGUCUCCUCCGUACUGUAACACACCUGGAUUUGGUGGCAGCAUUGACAGUGGACCUAUGAGGCUUGCAAAUGACAGCAGAAUAACAAUUGGCAUACUAGUGACUAUUCUAAUGCUAAUCACUGCUGCAACUGGCUUCUUUUUGAAGAAGAAAUCGCUAAUUAAGUUUCUGUUUACAAACAGGAAAACAACAAUAGAAAAGUUAAGGUCUGUCGCACCAACAAGACCUGCAAGUCCAGAUCAAAUCAGAAGACAUCAAAAGUCCCAGAAUUUCAAUAUUUACAAGCUGUCUCAACAUGAUGCUUCUGAAAAGCUCCUUUAUCCCAAAGCAGAGGAGAGCACUGACAUAAGGAAACUGAAAUACCAGCCUACCCACAUCAGUAAUCCAAGUCCUUUGCCACGUCCUGUAACUGUGACAUCGCAACGAGUCCUACCUUCUCUCAGCCAGUCCCAGGAGCACAUGCUAAUUAAGAGCCUACAGUCGCAUCCCUCUUUCAGGCAAAUGCAGGCAUCAUCAAAGCCUACUCCUCCUCGGAAGCCUCUUCCUGCAGAUCCUCUGAGCAGAACCUCCCGUGUAAACAAGAACUCAGACACAGCAUCCAAAAUUUCACUUCCAGUGCCUCAAACAAUGCAGCCAGUGAGACCUGCACCCAGACUUCCUCCAAAACCCAGCAGUGUUGCUUACCUGAAGUGACGCACAAUGGCAGUUUCAAGAUAAAUUUGCACUAUGCUAAGACUUGAGUUAAUGAACGUAAGCAUUAAAGUUAGGCGUUGUGUCUCUCAGAUUCUAAGUCGGGACUCUGAGCCGACACUUGUGGUGCUCUGUCUAAUCCAGGUGCUUUGUGUCUUUGCUCAGGUACUUGUUAAAUGUAUUUAAUAUGUAAUAUUUAUUAUAAUUUCAAUGAGGUGCACUGUGGUAGACACUUUUGAUGGAAUCAUUUUUGUGAUUUUUUUUUUUUUUUGGAAACUUGAACCAUCGUGCUAUUUUUGCACCAUAGUGAAAUAGCAUUUUAUUACUAUCAUUGUAUGUUUUUUUUAACCAAAAAGACAGAAUUAACUUCAGAGAGCUUUGUUCCCAUCUGUGAAAAAUGUGAAAAAGUUUGAAGAGACUCAUAUACUGUAUGCAUUUAAUAUAUUAGGGCACACCGUGAUAAUCUGGCAUGCAAAACAGGCUGGUACUUGAUGCCAAUAUGUGCCAUACAAUCAAUUGUUUUUUCUUUAAUUUUAAAAGCUGAUUGCAACUAAACAGGAUGGCACAUACCAGUAGCUAGAAUCGAAAUAGCUGCUGCUUUUGUUAGUUAGGUGUAUUAUAUAGGUUGGACAGCUCCUCCACAGUGCAUGUCAAAUGCAGUUUGAUAGAAAUCACUGGAGAGCCCAUGCUCAAAACGCAAAUUGCUCCUCAGAAAGGAAACUGAUGAUCCCAUCUGACGUUAAUUAGUGAGAAAUGGGAAAAUAGAAAAGUACUAAUACCCGAAUCCUAGAGUGAUUUCAAUAAAUUGCCGUCGGCCAUACAAUUAGAAGGAAAGUAGCAGCUUGUUACCGCAAUAUGUAUUUGCAAAAACUUUAAUCUGAGUAAUUGGCAACUCAAAUUUGGUUCCUUAAGAGUGAGCGUGGGUGUGUGUGUGCCCUGUGAUAUACUGGUGGCUUAGUUCAGGUUUGGAUCCUGCUUUGCAUUAAGUAAUACCGAGAUAGGCCCUGUGACCCUGAACUGGAUAAAGGGGGAAUGGGGAUUAUAAAAUGAGUGGUAGAAUGAUAAAAUGAAUGAAUCCAUUAGAAUAUGCACGGCUCACUUGCAUUUACAUUACAUGUCAGCGAUUUUAGUGAAAAAUGGACUAUAAUUCCACUUUCCCUCACUUGCUGGAAGGAGGUCCAAUUAAGUCACAAUAAUGUAACCCAUCGUUUACAGCUUCACUACCCUUGAGACUCUUCAAAAUUAGUUUGAACUAGAAAAAUAUUAACUUUUACGACAAUAAGAUGAUGACGAGGGAAAUGGAUCAACACCAUCAAUUUAUAUUGUUUCAGAAAUGUGUUGUUUUAUAUAUAAUCAUACUACAUUAGAUUACCUCAUCAUCAUAACCAGUUGAACAGCUAGAGCAGCUAAUUGUUCCCCCAAACCUUUUUCCACCACACUCCAGAGUGAGACCCAUUCUUUUCAUAUUAUACAACACAACUUCCAACUCUGAUCUCAUCUCUUCACCCUGUUGUCCACAGCCUUUUGAUUCUCAGGCCCAAACCCCUUUAGUUUGUUUCUCCUUAGCAUUCUCCAUUCAUUGCCUCCACUCUUACUCUUCUCUCUUACCUCAACAUUUACUCCAUGAUACUCCACACAUCCCUUAAAAUAAACUCAUAUACCUACUGUUUUUCUACACAUAUUGCAUGUACAAAUAUCUGCCUUUAUUUUUGUGGAGGGUUCACGUCAGCCCAAUAAAUGAGCUGCUGAGAAUCAAUUACAGAAGUUGUGCUCUUUUCAUUGUCUGCAUGCAUGUUCACUAAAGAAGGCACAUGUGCUCUAUCUUUCAGUGUAUGUAAUACAGCAAUUAUGUGCAAUUACAAUGUGAACACAAAGCCUAUCUGCUGGAUUUCAUAAAAGUUCAGAUACAAAAGCAACACACUUCCUCUAGGGCUUGUCUUGGGCCAGGGUAAGUUCCAUGUCUUGUGGCCCUAAAUUUAAUGAAUAGGAUAAAAUAAAUGGAUUGAUACAUUGUGGGUAGUGUAACCUCACAGCCCCAAGCCCCAGGGUCCAAUUCAUGAGCUAGUGACCACCUGUGUGGAGCAUGAAUGUUCUCUUCAUUCUAUGUUGGAUUUCUCCAGGUACUGUCAGUUUCUUCCAUAUAUCAAAGACAUGCUUGGUAAGAGUAAUUAGUACUCUAAGGUGCCCCAGCUGAGUGUUGGGUGUGUGUGUGUGGGAGCGCCCUAUAGUGUUCCUUCCGGGGUACAUUUCUUCCUUCACUACACUGUUGGUAGGUUCACACACUUUCUGACACAGUAAUGGAGAAAGUGGGCUUGGAAAAUGAAGGAUAAAUAUGAUGUAUCCCCAUUUUCUUUAUAUUAAUACCAUUGUAUUGCUUAGCACUUGCACCUUGCAUGAAGUUUUAUAUCUUAUAGCUAACAAAAACAUAUACAAAAUACAUGAAUCCAACUUUAUUUUAUACCGCUUCUUUAACAGAGUUCAUCAUCACAAAAGUUUUAUGAAGAACUCCUGUGUAGAUUAGCCACAUUUUGAUUUAAAAACUUAGUUGAGUCUGCGUUUUCUCCUUUCGUUCACACUAUCCCCGUGUUUUUAGCAUUCAGACUCUACAAAAUGCAAUUUAGAGCCAUACACGUAUGCACACUUUCUGUGAGUUGCACCACAGAAAGCAAUUCUUGUAUGUGUUUGAAAAUACUCUCCAGAGCCUUAUACUUCUGAAAGCACUACCUUGGCAUUUCAAUAUGGACAGGUGAAAACAGAGUUAUUUUUUUUAAAUGCAGACUAAAUAAGAAUUUGCAUUCUUAUUUGUUUAUGCUUAUUAAGUGGCCCUUCACUAAAUGACUUACAAUGCAGUCUCAUUCCCUGAUUGGUCACCCUUCAUGGAAGAAAGUCUAUUCCAACAUAAUGGACAGAGAACAGUUUCUUUCCAUGGCACUUGUGUUUCUUAUAUGAAUGCAUGGAAAUUGCAAUUUGUACAGGUUAAAUACUGUAUAGAACAUGCACAAAAGGCAAAUAAUUUACUUAACUCUACAGUUUUGAGACAUAAAUCCUGUCACUGGCAACAUUACCAUCCCUUCAAGCAAUUUUUCACCAAUGCCCGCAUACCCAGUGCAGGCAAACGUCUGUGUCAAAUGUGUUUUUGUAUUUUCAUAAACAAUGUGAAAGCGCUAGUAUGGAUGGCGAUCAUUUUGAUUUAAAAAGUUUUUAAAUGAAAAGGUUGUACAGUGAUCCUUCCUCGAGCGCGGGGUUGCGUUCCAGAACCCCCAGCAAAAGGUGAAAAUCUGCGAAGUAAAAACCAUACAUUUAUAUUGUUA
This is a messenger RNA of Polypterus senegalus (gray bichir), 6151 nucleotides long. RefSeq names its product disintegrin and metalloproteinase domain-containing protein 12 (gene adam12a). Gene Ontology annotation, biological process: proteolysis. The record is from RefSeq and is a predicted model, not a curated record. Bases 96 to 2843 code for a protein of 915 amino acids. Gene Ontology annotation, molecular function: metalloendopeptidase activity. The transcript has 23 exons. Lineage: Eukaryota; Metazoa; Chordata; Cladistia; Polypteriformes; Polypteridae.